AUUGACAACCCUGUACUUGUAAUUGUACAUAUUAACAUACAUAUAAUUAGUAACACAUAAGUAAAAGUUUUUGCAAGCUCGAUAUACAAUAUACAGAAAUGGCUUUGGCAAAUGUACUUUUGCUGAGUCAAAUCUCUGGCCACGUUUUGCUACUCAUACUAUCGUUAUGCAUUGUGCUGCCGCUAUCCAUUAAUCUCAGUCAGUUUUGCGGACACUGCUUACUCUUCACGACAGGCAAAUGGCGAGUGUCGGACGGCAUGUUCGAUGUGCACUGGGCGUCUGACGGAUUUUGCACGUUUCCAUUGAUCACUGGCGUCUUUCUCUUCACCAUCUCUCUGGUGCAAAUCUAUCGGUAUGUGCGUAUGAAGGAUGAAGAGUCUUUUAUUGCGCUCUUUGUUGACGUUGUGCUUGGGAUUUGGAUGCUGGCAAUGUCAAUUCUAUCCGCAAUUUUUAUAACAUUGGGUUUCAUUGUCUGGUGCGACGGAAUAUCGGAACGUUUUCCAUCGUGUGAGACUGCGGCUGGACAGAACAUUAUACUGGGUGAUAAGGAGAAAAUUAAUACAUCGGGAUUCUACAUUGAAAUGGGCACAACACAGUUUGGCGCAUGGGGAGCAUUUGCCAUUUCAGUGGGAAUUGGAGUCAUCGCGCUGCUAAAACUUAUUCACAACCACCAGGUGCGCAACAUUAAGGUAUCCAUGUAUCUGGAACGUCAACGCUUGGUCAAUCAGCAACAAUUCGAUGGGCGCUCAACGCCGCCGCUUGCAUCGGGAGCUACUUCUGACUCCGACCAGAAUAAAUAGUUCGUUGCGUCAGCAAUUCGUUAUGCUUUGUGUUUUUCUCAUGUUGUGCAUAAUAAAAUAAUAUUAUGCCAUUUAA
This is a messenger RNA of Drosophila grimshawi, 876 nucleotides long. RefSeq names its product transmembrane protein 179. The record is from RefSeq and is a predicted model, not a curated record. The coding region runs from base 99 to 800 and encodes 233 amino acids. The transcript has 4 exons. Lineage: Eukaryota; Metazoa; Arthropoda; Insecta; Diptera; Drosophilidae.